GUUGAAACUGCGUUCCGUGAAUUUCCGUACACACUUCGAAUACGUUCCAUUUUCGUUUAGAAAAACACGCAGAAAAGAUUGCCUGGCCAUUGGUGGGGUCUGGUUAUUGAUGAAUGAGAAUAUACCUCAAUUCAGAUUACCCGCUUGAUCGUUUGGCCGCUAGCAAACAUGAGCGAACCGAUCGUGGUGAUACUGUCGGUGGACCAGACCGUCAAACCGGAAUCGAUAGUGGAAAAGAUUCGUAAACAGCCAAACGAUCAGAACCAAUCGGUGCUCUCCGAUCCACCGGCCACCACUACCUAUCGGUAUCAUAUUCACACGAAAUACUACGACACGGAUGUGCUGCUCUAUCCGCACGAUUCAGCCGCCACGACCACACUUCCUAGUGCAAUACUGAAACGGACCGAAGGAAUAUUGAUCUAUUUCGAUGCGCACGAUCGAACGUUUCUCGAGCGGCUGCCGGCGUACGGUGCUUUCGUGCAGCAGCAAAAGAUCGAAUUUGGUAUCCUGCUGUGCACGGCGCUGUUGGAAAGCGAGUCCGAAGGGUUAACGUACGGCGAGGCGAAGCAACUCUUCACCGUGCUCGAUGUGAUAGAGCUAGAACCGAGCGCGGAUGAUGACGAUGAAGUGCCAGCUGGCGAAGCGAUCGGUGUGGACGAGCUGAUACAGGCGAUGCACAAUCACAUUUGGUCGAACGUGAAAAUGCACCGAGGGAAUCGAUUGACGGCUGCCGUAGAAGAAUCAUCAUCACCUCACGAUGACGGUGUUGGCGAUGCCGCCGAUGUACAAGGUCCAGUUUGCGACGAAGAGGAGCGUAUGCUCGAGGCCGCUCUGACUGGGUUCGAGAAGCUGUUGACGGAAGUGCGAAACUUCCAGCCCAACACAACCUCCUGGAGCCGAAACGAGCGGCUCGCGUACGCACAGGAGCUGGCAGAAAUGUUCGACAACUUGGUCGAGGACGACGAUUAGCGACGGCCUACAUGAGUGGAUCGUUCGUUAGGACCUAAGGACCAUCGCUCGCGGUGCGCAUUUGGGAUGACCGUUGUCCUACACCUACUUCUUUAAAAGACUUUCGCUUCUUACGGAACGCAACGUUUGUUCCGCGUGGCCAAUCUCGGCCCACCACCUGUGUUAUGCUGACCGGCCGGCUGUUAACAGUGGAUUUAUUUACGAAGAUGUAGGGUACCAGAAGAAAGAUUAUGCAAAAAAACAAGA
Molecule: messenger RNA, 1215 nt
Organism: Anopheles cruzii
Lineage: Eukaryota; Metazoa; Arthropoda; Insecta; Diptera; Culicidae
Gene: mEFTs
Product: elongation factor Ts, mitochondrial
Exons: 2
Coding region: 169-969 (266 amino acids)
Biological process (GO): mitochondrial translational elongation
Cellular component (GO): mitochondrial matrix
Molecular function (GO): translation elongation factor activity; protein binding
Source: RefSeq, a predicted model, not a curated record